Molecule: messenger RNA, 3961 nt
Organism: Anolis sagrei ordinatus
Lineage: Eukaryota; Metazoa; Chordata; Lepidosauria; Squamata; Anolidae
Gene: CRNKL1
Product: crooked neck pre-mRNA splicing factor 1
Biological process (GO): spliceosomal complex assembly; mRNA splicing, via spliceosome
Cellular component (GO): precatalytic spliceosome; U2-type catalytic step 2 spliceosome; Prp19 complex
Molecular function (GO): protein binding
Source: RefSeq, a predicted model, not a curated record
AAUGAUGGGAAGCGGAGGCGGAGCUUAGUCGAGACUUCGUCGGAAGCGCUGCGAAAAUGGCGUCUACGGCGGCCGGGAAGCAGCGGAUCCCCAAAGUAGCCAAGGUAAAGAACAAAGCCCCUGCAGAAGUACAGAUCACAGCAGAGCAGCUCUUAAGAGAAGCAAAGGAGAGAGAGCUUGAGCUACUCCCCCCACCCCCACAACAGAAGAUCACAGAUGAAGAAGAGCUAAAUGAUUAUAAACUUCGCAAAAGAAAAACUUUUGAAGAUAACAUAAGAAAAAAUCGGACAGUUAUUAGCAACUGGAUCAAGUACGCACAAUGGGAGGAAAGCCUCAAAGAAAUACAAAGGGCUCGUUCCAUCUACGAGCGUGCUCUAGAUGUGGACUACCGAAAUGUCACCCUUUGGCUAAAGUAUGCGGAGAUGGAAAUGAAGAACCGCCAAGUCAACCAUUCUCGAAAUAUCUGGGACCGUGCCAUCACAACUUUACCAAGAGUAAAUCAGUUCUGGUACAAAUAUACCUACAUGGAAGAGAUGUUGGGAAACAUUGCUGGGACCCGCCAGGUGUUUGAACGCUGGAUGGAGUGGCAGCCAGAGGAACAAGCCUGGCAUUCCUUCAUUAACUUUGAGCUGAGAUACAAGGAGGUGGACAGAGCACGGGCUAUUUAUGAAAGAUUUGUCAUUGUGCAUCCUGAUGUUAAGAACUGGAUCAAGUACGCCCGUUUUGAAGAAAAACAUAGUUAUUUUGCCCAUGCAAGGAAGGUUUUUGAAAGAGCUGUGGAAUUCUUUGGAGAAGAACAUAUGAAUGAACAUCUGUAUGUGGCUUUUGCCAAAUUUGAAGAGAACCAGAAAGAGUUUGAACGUGUAAGAGUAAUCUACAAGUAUGCCCUGGACAGGAUCCCAAAGCAUGAGGCUCAAGAACUCUUCAAAAAUUACACAAUUUUUGAGAAAAAGUUUGGAGACCGGAGAGGAAUUGAGGAUAUUAUUGUUAGCAAAAGAAGAUUCCAGUAUGAAGAAGAAGUGAAAGCUAAUCCACACAACUACGAUGCUUGGUUUGAUUACCUGCGGCUUGUGGAAAGUGAUGCAGAUCCUGAUUCUGUACGUGAAGUUUAUGAAAGAGCCAUUGCCAAUGUGCCACCAAUCCAGGAAAAGAGGCACUGGAAGAGAUACAUCUAUCUGUGGAUUAAUUAUGCACUCUAUGAAGAACUAGAGGCUAAGGAUCCAGAGCGAACAAGACAAGUGUAUCAAGCAUGCAUUGAACUCAUUCCUCACAAAAAGUUUACCUUUGCCAAAAUAUGGCUGUUAUAUGCUCAAUUUGAAAUCAGACAGAAAAGCCUACAGCUUGCAAGACGAGCGCUGGGAACAUCCAUUGGUAAAUGUCCAAAGAACAAGUUGUUUAAGGGCUACAUUGAACUGGAGCUACAGCUGCGGGAAUUUGAUCGUUGUCGGAAACUGUACGAGAAGUUUCUUGAGUUUGCACCUGAAAACUGCACGUCGUGGAUCAAAUUUGCCGAGUUAGAAACCAUUCUUGGUGAUGUUGAUAGGGCCAGAGCUAUCUACGAAUUGGCGAUUGGCCAGCCACGUUUGGACAUGCCAGAGGUUCUUUGGAAAUCCUACAUUGACUUUGAAAUUGAGCAAGAAGAAUACGAAAAUACAAGAAACCUUUAUCGGCGAUUGCUCCAGCGAACACAGCAUGUCAAGGUGUGGAUCAGUUUUGCUCAGUUUGAACUCUCAGCAGGAAAUGACAACAGUGUAAUGCGAUGCAGGCAAGUCUAUGAAGAAGCUAAUAAAACAAUGAGAAAUUGCGAAGAGAAAGAGGAGAGGCUUAUGCUUCUGGAAUCCUGGAGAAACUUUGAAGAGGAGGUUGGAACAGAAACCAGCAAAGAGAGAGUGGACAAACUGAUGCCAGAAAAGGUCAAGAAGAGGAGAAAACUCCAAGCUGAAGAUGGGUCUGAUGCUGGUUGGGAGGAAUACUACGAUUACAUCUUUCCCGAAGAUGCUGCCAACCAGCCUAACCUCAAACUGCUUGCAAUGGCUAAAUUGUGGAAGAAGCAGCAACAAGAUGACAAUCCAGAGCAAGAUCCAGACAAAGACAUUGACGAAAGCAGCCCCUAAUGUUACCUUGGAAUCCCUCUGUUUAUUUUUUUAUAGAACUUUUUUGCAAUGGAUGUAAUAAAUGUUUCCCAAAAAAGGGUAAUGUUUGGAAUGUGGGAGGAAUGGUAACAAUAUCAUUCUACUAUGAUAUAAUUGGUAGGAAACAUAGCAUACCUUUUGUUUUAAAACAGUGGUUCACAACCUGUGGUCCAUGGACCACCAGUGGUUCCCAAGAAUUGAAUUAUGCUCCGCGGCCUCACCAUCAUUACACCAUUGCAACAAUAGCGACUGGUCUCGCAAACCCUUUUAAUGCUGAGGCAACGGGGAUGUCAGGAAGGGAGAGGCUGACUACCUACAAAAGGCGUGACAAGCUUUCUGACGGUUGCUUUUCCUCCUCCCUCCCAUUGAACAGAGCCUUUCCAUAUGGUGCCUAAAAUCAGGGAUGCCUUUGUAUCUUUGUUUUUAGGCCUGUUUUUGGGGUUAUUGGGGUGCUGAUUCAGAAAAUUGCACUGGAUAGACCACAUCAGCUCUCGAUUAUUAAAUGCUGUUUUAUGUGGGUAAGCAGAUAGCGAUUACUGGAUGGCGUAUGUUCUGUAUCAGAAACUAGAGCUGAUGUGGUCUAGCCAAUGCAGUUUUCUGAAUCUGCACCCCAAAUAACCAAUUUUAAAGCUGACCAAAACUGAUUCAUAUCCCUUUUAAUACUAAUGUUGGAAAGUGGGGUCUGGUCAAGUGGUCCCUGAUCUAAAAAAAAGGUUGGGAACCACUGUUUUAAAGGGAUUAUGAAGCCAUGAGAAAAAAUUAAAAACUUUCAACUGAUAUAGUUUUUUGCCAGUUUUAGUUUACUCCUAAUCCUGGUUAGUAAAUGAAAAACCCACCUUUUCACACAUUAGUGUUAUUGAAAGACAAAGUAGGAAAAUGUUUUGUUAAUUAAGUAUUACUCUCUGUAGAAAAAUGCUUUCCUAUGCCAGUCCCCCAAAUUGACAGGAUUACAAGUUGCACUUUCAUGCAUUUGUCAUAAGGUGAUGAUGACAGUUCUAAAUUUCCAGUGGUGGAAUGGUUCCUGUGACUUGCCCAUUAAAAGGAGAGCAGGAAUAAGGGGAUUCAUUACAGAGCUGAAGCAAGAUGGGCCAAAGGAAUUUGUUCAGAUGCUGCUUAUGUACUUCACCAUCCUGCUCUUUUCUUUAAAAAUAUUUUUACAGUACAUCAAUUUAACAUAAUGUGACGGAUACUGUAGAGCACAUUAUUAACAUAAGUAGGGUUCUUACUUCUACACUAAGAAAGAGCCUGGCCAGUUUUAUAAAAACCCUUUUUUACCAGCCAGCAUCUCUUUCUUUACAUGCUGAAUAGUGGGCAGGUCUACUUUAGUCUGUUAGAAGAAAAAACAACUGAGAAAAGCAGAUUAAACCUAUGAAUUGAACUGUAUUCCCUACAACACAAUGUGUGAGUCCACAUAGUAAUAACAUAUAAUAACAAUAUGGGUAUAGACUUCAUUUCUAGAGAAGUGCAGGAUACAAUAGAUCAUGUGGUAGUAAAGAGCCUGACUAUUUUGGCUUUCACUAAAAACGAAGCAGGCCUCAAAAUCCCCCUCUGAACAAAACUUUCCAAUACCCCACCCACAGAAUUCCAAUUUUCUUGGCAUAGGUUGCCAAUUGUUUGAAUACAAAAUUUCCCAGAAAAGAAACAUGGAACAUGUUCCCACAGGCCUAAAUCCAGUUACUAGCCCCCAUUACAAUUCCUUUUAAAAUAAGUGUUAAAGUACAUUGGCCCAUUGGUAAUUUAAUUGAGGAUUUGGGAGUGGAUUGUUUGACAAAAAUUUCAAGACAUAGACCUGAGUAUAUAUAGUAUAUUAAACUCAUGGUUGAGAUUUA